AUGGCUGAAGACACAAACAAAUCGGGUAGGCUUGGGCACCCAAGCACGAUCCUGAGAUUAUGUAACAAAGCUGGAGUGCUCUUCGAGGAUGAAGAUACAGAGAAGGUGAAAGGAACCAGAGGAAUUACAAAGAGAAAAAUGGAAGGCCUUAAUGAAGAGGAGGAGGAAGAUCAAGAAGAAGAAAGAACUCACAGAAGAAGAAGGUCACACAGGAGGGAUGAACAAGCUCAGGGUAUCAUAGAUAUGAGUCAAUUGCAGGAAGUUCUUGAUGAAAUAUCACAACAGAAUAUGAGAGCACAAGAGCAGUAUUCAAGGCAACAGGAACUCUAUCUGCAACAACAAGAGCAAUAUCUAGAGCACCGAGAACAAUAUUCAAAGGACAGGGAGCAAAAUGAAGCUUGGCAACACAGAAUGGAGGAAAGAUUGGAGAGCUGGCAGCAACAAUCAAUGGCCCAACAACAAGAAUUCCAAGCCAAUAUUCUUGAAGGACAGAAGGAACAAACAGCAAAUCUUAAAGAAUCAUAUGACAAAAUGUUCCUAACUCAAGCCAAGUAUGGGGAAUAUACUCACAACCUGUACCAGUGGAAGAAUAUUCAUCACACCAUUGGAGAGGUUAGACAUGUGCAACAAUCAGAUUGUAAUGAGGAUGUACAAGCAAGGUUGGAAUAUUUAACCCGCUGCAUGCCAGUACUAAAUCCACAAAUCAAAUCAUUCGAUCAAUGCCAAGAACUUAGAGACCGCCAGGCAGCAAAGUCUCAACUUAAUACCCAGGUAGCAUUCCAAAGAUUAGAGGCAGUUGGGCUCUCAGGUCUCACAGAUCCUGUUUGGGAAAGAAGAUGUCCUCGUGAAGAAGCUCAAGAUUAUACACAGACGAGGAAGAAGAGGAAGGGAGAAUCCAGCAAAUCCAAAAGAAUGGAAAUGCCUGACAAAUAG
Arachis ipaensis is the source of this 933-nucleotide messenger RNA. NCBI's taxonomy places the organism in Eukaryota, Viridiplantae, Streptophyta, Magnoliopsida, Fabales, Fabaceae. The record is from RefSeq and is a predicted model, not a curated record.